CCAGCGUCACAUCGCUUUGGACCUUGAUUCUGGUUGGCUGUGGUCAUUGGUCAGUUGGGAUCUGACUGCUACCUCACGUGCAAAUCCGUCCUCAGCUUUCAACGACACCAGCCGAGUCAUCGCACAAGCAAGUUAUUGGGUAAGAAGGCAAGGGAGUAACUCGUGGCUUGUAUCUUACUUUGAGUGAAAGGUUCCAACCUUGUAUCUUAUUCCAAUAUUAAUCAAGCCGACGUGAUGGACUGCAAGGGGUGGUUCAUCCACACGCCUCCCACCUUCAAGCUUUCUCGCCCAGAAUGAUCUUGUCGAAGACAUCGGCGACCUAUACAUCAACUCCUCCCCGAGCACAUCCUAUCGUUCCCUUAACGACCUUCCCGUGGUGAUUCUUCGCGAAAUUGUCGAAGAGUUCACUCCACACGAGCAUCAUUAUGACUGAGACUGGGACUACUGCUCAGUCUGUCAUGGAGGAGAAAAGUGUGAACUGGACCAGUCCGACAUUCGCAAUCUUCGCCUUGUCAACCGCCUCUUUUACCGUCCUCGACACGCUGGAGUAGCUACUGGUGAUGCCCCAUCUCGUAUCUGGCGUUCGCUCAAUCAAGCUGCAAAUGGCAUACCGAACCAAGGCUCUGGCGGAGGCCUCGGUUUAUUUCACUAACCCGCCUCCAACUUUUGAAUAAGCAGGUAGAGCAAUAUGGAGUCGGCCGAAAUCCCACUCCUAGUAUUGGCUUCCUGGACUCACACGGUGAGUUUAUCUCAGAGCCCGCCGAGUCGGGCGAGGCCGCUAGCAAUUUGACGAGAUAUGCAAGAGCUGGAGUUUGAUGAUGGAAAUCUGGGAGGAGCCUGCGUUCGACACGUCUCAACAAUGCGAAAGAGAUGAGUGGAGCUCCAUUCUCCGCAAC
Podospora bellae-mahoneyi is the source of this 896-nucleotide messenger RNA. RefSeq lists its product as uncharacterized. The record is from RefSeq and is a predicted model, not a curated record. The coding region runs from base 426 to 551 and encodes 41 amino acids. The transcript is spliced from 2 exons. Lineage: Eukaryota; Fungi; Ascomycota; Sordariomycetes; Sordariales; Podosporaceae.